GGACUAAACCAUGUAGUACUAUAAAUUAUGUUGGUGGGAUUAUUAUUCCCCAAAUAGCCAAAGACUGGAAAGCAGGUUAAUCAAAUUCCAGUAAACUCUCAAAGAGAAAACCAAAGUUGCCAAAAUUAUACUGCAAAGAAAGUGAAGAAUGGGAAGCCAACCAGCACAAAUUCCGACCAGUUUUGGACAUGAACUAAGGGCUUGUCUUCGUUGCCGUCUUGUCAAAACAUAUGACCAGUUUAGGGAAUCAGGCUGCGAGAACUGUCCCUUCUUCAAGAUGGAUGAAGAUCACGAGCGUGUGGUGGACUGCACUACUCCUAAUUUUACUGGCUUGAUCUCUGUCAUGGAUCCAACUAGGAGCUGGGCUGCCCGGUGGCUUCGAAUUGCACGGUAUGUCCCUGGUUGUUACACACUUGCAGUGUCUGAGGCACUUCCGGAAGAUUUGCAGAAUCUUUGUGAAGAUGAACAUAUCCCUUAUGCUCCUCCAAAACGCCAUUGAUCAGACAGACCAGCAGUGAUAACAUCAGCACAUUUUGGGUUUUGACAUGGGAAGUAGUCGCAUAUUGCAGCAUCUAAAGUAAAUUUAGGGUGUCUUUAGGAAGCCGGGACAAAUGUUAUGUAAUUAAGACAACAAAUUACUGAAAUUAUCAUUAACCCCCCCUAAUCUGGAAGCUGAACAUAUUUCAUGUCUCUGUGUCUCUUAGUCAUCUGCUUUGGUGAACUCCGGUGUACUAGUGUUCAUGUCACCUAUCAUAUUGUGGUCUUUUCUCGUAUUAAUCUUUAAGGUGAUGUGUUUGUAGUAGAAAGGGUUGUGUUAAUCAUUUUCCCAGCCAACUGUGAACACUAUUUGUUGGCUGCACCUUAUAUGCUUUGUUAGUAGUA
Messenger RNA from Lycium barbarum (goji berry), 882 nucleotides. RefSeq names its product transcription elongation factor SPT4 homolog 2-like. Lineage: Eukaryota; Viridiplantae; Streptophyta; Magnoliopsida; Solanales; Solanaceae. Gene Ontology annotation, molecular function: zinc ion binding; RNA polymerase II complex binding. The record is from RefSeq and is a predicted model, not a curated record. Gene Ontology annotation, biological process: regulation of transcription elongation by RNA polymerase II; positive regulation of DNA-templated transcription, elongation; chromatin organization. The transcript has 5 exons. Gene Ontology annotation, cellular component: DSIF complex; nucleus. The coding region runs from base 149 to 499 and encodes 116 amino acids.